AUGUCGGGGUGCGCGUGGGGCGCGGCGCCGCCGCUGCUGGAGGCGCUGGGCCGGCUGUGGGAGGUGCAGGCGCCGCUGGGCAGCGGCUCCUCGGCCUCGGUGUACCGGGUGCGCUGCUGCGGGGAUCCCCGGGCCCCCCCCGGCGCCGUCAAGGAGUUCGUGCCGCCCCCGGGGCCACGGCCCGGGCCCGCUCGCCGCCCCGGCGCCCGCCCGCCCGCCGCCGACUGCGCCGAGUACGGGUUCCGCAAGGAGCGCGCCGCGCUCGAGCAGCUCCGCGGGCACCGCAACAUCGUGACGCUCUACGGCGUGUUCACCAACCACUACUCUGCCAACGGCCCGUCCCGCUGUCUGCUCCUGGAGCUGCUGGACAUCAGCGUGUCCGAGCUGCUGCUGCACUCCAGCAACCAGGGCUGCUCCAUGUGGAUGAUCCAGCACUGUGCCCGAGAUGUCCUGGAAGCCCUGGCUUUCCUGCACCACAAAGGCUACGUGCACGCAGACCUCAAGCCGCGCAACAUCCUGUGGAGUGCAGAGGAGGAGUGCUUUAAGCUCAUUGACUUUGGACUUAGCUUCAAAGAGGGGAAUCAGGAUGUGAAAUACAUUCAAACAGACGGGUAUCGGGCUCCAGAGGCAGAGCUGCAGAACUGCCUGGCACAGGCAGGGCUCCAGAGUGAGACAGAGUGUACCUCUGCUGUGGAUCUGUGGAGCCUGGGAAUCGUUUUACUGGAAAUGUUCUCAGGAAUGAAACUGAAACAUACAGUCCAAUCUCAGGAAUGGAAGACAAACAGUUCUGCCAUCAUUGAUCGCAUAUUUGCCAGUGAGGGGGUGGUUAAUUCAGCCAUUCCAGCUUAUCACCUCAGAGACCUUAUCAAAAGCAUGCUUCAUUGUGACCAAGGAAAACGAGCCUCUGCUGAGAAGGCUUUAUGCAGCCCAUUCUUCAGCAUUCCCUUUGCUCCCCAUAUUGAAGACUUGGUGAUGCUCCCCACACCUGUGCUGAGGCUGCUGAAUGUUCUAAGUGAUGCUUCUCUGCAGUGUGAAGAAGAAUAUGAAGAUAUCCUGGAGGACAUAAGGGAGGAGUGUCAGAAAUACGGGCCAGUGGUUUCCUUGCUUAUUCCAAAGGAGAAUCCUGGUAAAGGCCAAGUCUUUGUUGAAUAUGCAAAUGCUGGUGAUUCCAAAGCUGCCCAAAAAAUGCUGACUGGAAAGAUUUUUGAUGGCAAGUUUGUUGUGGCUACGUUUUACCCACUGAGUGCCUAUAAGAGAGGAUAUCUGUACCAAAACUUGCUGUAGGCAGUAGCAACAAUCAGGAGAGUUGUCUUGCUCCUCUUCCUCACGUGUUUUACAGUUGAAUGUGUAAAAGAGCUUCCUAGCCC
Messenger RNA from Melospiza georgiana, 1367 nucleotides. RefSeq names its product U2AF homology motif kinase 1 (gene UHMK1). Gene Ontology annotation, molecular function: ATP binding; RNA binding; ribonucleoprotein complex binding. The transcript is spliced from 8 exons. Bases 1 to 1284 code for a protein of 427 amino acids. Gene Ontology annotation, biological process: positive regulation of translational initiation; peptidyl-serine phosphorylation; regulation of protein export from nucleus. Lineage: Eukaryota; Metazoa; Chordata; Aves; Passeriformes; Passerellidae. The record is from RefSeq and is a predicted model, not a curated record. Gene Ontology annotation, cellular component: nucleus; neuronal ribonucleoprotein granule.